AUGGCGCCUCCAUACUCUGAUCAGAGACAUCAUCCCGGCCAGGGCCGCAGGCCCAAUCCUCCCCGUGCCGACCGGGAUGGCCGGAUACCGGCAGCAGACCGCAGGCGCGAGUACUCCAGAGACCGCGACAGCCACCGCAGUCAUGAUCGAGAUGACCGCGCUCACCGAACCUCGCGAUCGCCACCUCGUCGAGGUAGGCAUGGAUAUCGAGACCGUGAUCACGAGGGAUAUCGAUCACCGGGAUAUGAGGGCAGGAGCUACAGUCGCAGUCGCAGCCCCCGUCGUGGUCACGGAUACUUUGGUGAAGAAAGUCGGGAAGUGAUGCUGGAAAACUUCCCAGUGGACAUGACCGAGAAUGAUAUCGCAGCUGAACUCAAAACUGCCUAUCAUGUUGAUGGCCUCGAGGAUAUUCGAGUCAUUCGUGAUCGCCAGACGAAAUUGUCGAAGCAGCUGGGCUUCUUGCGGUUCCCCACGAUCGACGAAUCGCGAGCAUUCGUUGAACGAAACUACCGCGGGAUUUACCUCUAUGGACCAAGUGCCGGUCCCAACGACGGCAGUACCAAAGUACGCAUCGCGUACAGCCGCGAGAGGGAAGACCGAAAUCGGGCAAAGGGAGAAGGUGAUUGGAUGUGUCGUAUGUGUGCUAUCGUCAACUAUGCCACGCGCCUGAAGUGUUUUAAGUGCAACGCCCCGCGACCCGAGAUGGCCUCAACUGGCAUCCUGGGGGUUCCUGCUCCCAAGGUAGUUAACAACGGUGAUAAUGAUGCUGCACCCGAGAGUCAGCCGUCUCAAUUUCUUCUAUUCCGCGGGCUGGAACCCUCUGUCACGGAGGAACUGCUUGCGAAAGGCGUGGCCAAACUGUAUCGUCCAUCUGGAAACAACGACAACUCCUCCGGCAUUCAGAAGAAAGGCGCAAAGGUGGCUUCCACAACAGGUGAUAGCAAUCUUGGAGCACGCGAAGGCUCCAUCCGCCGUGUAUUGCUUGUACGUGAUCGCAAAUCCAAUGAAAGCUGGCGCUAUGGAUUCGCCGAAUUUGCAGGAAUACUGGAUGCCCAAGCUGCGAUGACACGCUUGAAAUCUUUCGAAAAAUUCACCAUCUCGUCAAAGCCUGUUAUGGUCAGCUACAUCCAUGCCGGAGUGUUUAUUCCAGUCAUGACCCCCACGGCCAGCACUGCUCGCUAUUCAUUCAGCCCAUUAAACAACCCAGCGUUGAAGCUUAUGUAUUGGGAUGACGAAGGCUUUGUCAAUGAGCUCACACUAUCACGAGAGGAAGAUGAUGCCGUCAACGAGCAGCAGAAGGGGGACAAGUCCGCUUCGCAUCAACAUGAAAGGGGCAUCAAAGAUUCAGAGAAAUCCAAGAAAAGAAAGGCGGAUGCAGCGGCCAGCGCCAGCGCCAACGCCAAAAAGCUCGCAAUGCCAUCCCAGCUGCAAUUCUGGAGCAACCGCCAUGCCGAGCUCCACGGGAUUCCCAAGGAUGACGACGGAAACCCUGUUGAUACUGCUCCAGAACAGGCUGGCCCGGCAACUGAUGCAGCCGCUCCGCCACCCCAGUCCUACGCAGACCCCAACCGUUACUGCUGCUACCUGUGCCUGUGCCAGUUCAAAGACCUUGCCCAUGUCCGCCGGCAUGAACGACUCAGUCCCCUCCACAAAGCGAAUUUGCUGAAGCCAGAAUGUCUGGAACGCGGCAUGAGCAAGCUUAUCAAGCAUGGCAUUAUUCAGCAACCUGCCAAUGAUGUACAGCAGCCUACGAAUGAAUACCGAGACCGUGCAAGGGAACGCCGUAAGGCAUUCGGACCAUCCACCACCGUUGGCCGCCCAACCCCAGCCGCACCAAAGGAGGAUGAAGCCCCCGUGCAGUCGACUUCGAAGGGUGCCUCUCUACUCAGCAAAAUGGGAUGGUCGGAAGGUUCUGGCCUUGGUGCCCAAGGCACCGGUCUGACGGCGCCAAUUGCCACCGAGGUUUACGCCCAGGGUGUGGGAUUGGGUGCCCAUGGAGGAAAGCUAGGCGACGCAACCGAAGAAGCCGGUCGAAACACCCGGGGCCGUUACGAUGAGUUCCUGGAGAAGACCAAGAAUAAUGCCCGCGAGCGCUACGAGCAGAUAAAUCAGUGA
Penicillium arizonense is the source of this 2115-nucleotide messenger RNA. Its product is annotated as putative G-patch domain protein. The transcript has 7 exons. Gene Ontology annotation, biological process: mRNA splicing, via spliceosome. The record is from RefSeq and is a predicted model, not a curated record. Bases 1 to 2115 code for a protein of 704 amino acids. Gene Ontology annotation, cellular component: nucleus. Gene Ontology annotation, molecular function: RNA binding. Lineage: Eukaryota; Fungi; Ascomycota; Eurotiomycetes; Eurotiales; Aspergillaceae.